CAGUGUCUUGCUCAAGGACGCUUUGUCAUUUAGAGUGGAAGAAUGGGAAUUUAACCACAGACCUUUCAUUUGGGGGGCAAGUGUUGUACCUCCUGAGCCACAGCUGCUCCAUUAAAUGACACAAAAGUAAGAUUUUUGACAGGGUCACUUCGCUAACAGCCUGGAUCAGCUGGGUUAAAACCUCAGCAAUAUCACAGAAACUGAAACUAAGUUUAUCUUAUAGAGUGUAAAUGAAGCCUGAUGGAUGGUUUAUGUCUCAGGAUCACCUGGUCAGUGUCCUGGGUGUGGCCUCCACUGUCGCCCAUGAGCUUGGUCACAACCUGGGAAUGAGCCACGACACCACUGAGCGCCACUGCUCCUGUCAGAACGAACCGCGGCUCGGAGGAUGCAUCAUGGAGCCUUCAACUGGGUUCAUGCCGGGUCAGCUGUUCAGCAGCUGCAGCACUGCAGAUCUAUCUGUCAGUCUGCUGCACGGAGGCGGCAUGUGUCUGUUUAAUGUGCCGCAGCCGGAGAACCUGCUGGGAAAGCCGCGCUGUGGAAACCUGUAUGUAGAGAAGGGCGAGGAGUGCGACUGUGGCUUGCUGCAGGAAUGUGAGGACCCCUGCUGUAACGCCUCCACCUGUCGACUGGUUCCUGGAGCUCAGUGCUCGUCUGACGGCAUCUGCUGCCAGGACUGCAAA
Molecule: messenger RNA, 680 nt
Organism: Monopterus albus (swamp eel)
Lineage: Eukaryota; Metazoa; Chordata; Actinopteri; Synbranchiformes; Synbranchidae
Product: disintegrin and metalloproteinase domain-containing protein 12-like
Exons: 3
Biological process (GO): proteolysis; integrin-mediated signaling pathway; innate immune response
Molecular function (GO): metalloendopeptidase activity; integrin binding
Source: RefSeq, a predicted model, not a curated record